Helianthus annuus (common sunflower) is the source of this 513-nucleotide messenger RNA. RefSeq names its product mitochondrial import inner membrane translocase subunit Tim9. The transcript has 3 exons. The record is from RefSeq and is a predicted model, not a curated record. The coding region runs from base 69 to 356 and encodes 95 amino acids. NCBI's taxonomy places the organism in Eukaryota, Viridiplantae, Streptophyta, Magnoliopsida, Asterales, Asteraceae.
CAUACAUAUUACAAGCCCAAACCCUAAUUCAUAUUUCACUCUUUCUGCCAUUUUCGCUUCGAGUAAAAAUGGACAAAAGUAUGCUCGGCGAUAUGGGGACUCUUCCGCCGGAAGAUCAAGCUAGAAUGUCUACUGUAAUCGACCAACUUCAAAUUCGUGACAGUCUAAGGACGUAUAACACGCUUGUGGAGAAAUGCUUUACAGAUUGUGUGGAUACAUUCUGGCGCAAAACGUUACAUAAACAUGAAGAAGCAUGUGUGAAGCGAUGUGCAGAAAAGUUUAUGAAGCAUUCAAUGCGGGCUGGGUUGAGAUUUGCUGAACUCAACCAAGGUGCUGCUGCUACUUCGGACAAAUAAUAAACCAUGGUUGAAUGAGUAUAUGCAGUUUAAUAGAAUUUUGCUUUACUAGAUUGAUAUAUAAUAUAGUUGUCAAAUGAUGUUUGGGCUUUUGGCUGAAAUGUAUCCACUAAUCAACUUCAUUAAUAGAUCAUAAUUAAGUAGAGUUGUUGAAAAA